Tyto alba (common barn owl) is the source of this 1153-nucleotide messenger RNA. RefSeq names its product anaphase promoting complex subunit 16 (gene ANAPC16). The record is from RefSeq and is a predicted model, not a curated record. NCBI's taxonomy places the organism in Eukaryota, Metazoa, Chordata, Aves, Strigiformes, Tytonidae. Gene Ontology annotation, cellular component: anaphase-promoting complex; kinetochore; cytosol. Bases 23 to 427 code for a protein of 134 amino acids. Gene Ontology annotation, biological process: protein ubiquitination. The transcript has 4 exons.
CCGGAAAUAGGAAGGGCCCAGCAUGCACCGCGAGCGCGAUCACGCCCGCCGCCUGCGCCAAGCCGUCCGGGCGCCCAGGCUGGGACGGGGUGAAAUGGCAGCCUCUUCCUCAUCCUCUUCAGCCGGUGGAGUCAGCGGCAGCUCUGUAACAGGAUCAGGGUUCAGCGUUUCGGACCUGACGCCGCCCCGAAAAGCCCUCUUCACUUACCCCAAAGGAGCUGGGGAGAUGCUAGAAGAUGGCUCCGAGAGAUUCCUCUGUGAAUCUGUCUUCAGCUAUCAGGUUGCAUCUACGUUAAAGCAAGUGAAACACGAUCAACAAGUCGCACGGAUGGAAAAACUAGCCGGUCUGGUGGAAGAGCUGGAGGCAGAUGAGUGGAGGUACAAGCCAAUAGAGCAGCUCCUGGGAUUCACUCCUUCCUCGGGCUGAGCGUGUCUGGAUCGCUGCUGUCAGGGCGCAGAAGAAAAACAUUCUCUGGCCUGGCUUCAAAACUUACCUCCAUUUAUCAGGGUGCUGACAGCUGCAUCAGCAGGACUGGGCUUUUUUUGGUUUGGGGUUUGGUUUUUUUGUUUUUUUUUUUUUGAGAGUGGGGAUCCCCCAUAAAGCUGCCAGUAAAUGGAAAUGACGGGAUUCAUUAAGUCCUCUGCAGCGUUACAGGCUGGCAGGGCUCCGUUUCUGUAACUUAGGAGGUAGGAUCAGUUUUACAGAACUCGGAGAAUCACCUUGUUGUUUACAGAGGAGGGAAAACUUACGGCGUGCUGGUGGGGAAAGCAACCUGGUAACUCAGUCUGGCCUUUCCCCGGCGGGCUGGGAAGCCUGAAUCUUUGCCGCUGAAGCCAGCCCUCUGUAGAGCAGAGGUACAACGCCCUGCCAAAACUGCUUCUCAGCCCCAGCCGUGAUUUUGGGGGGUGAACAGGACGAGAAGUGUCCCGGGUCGGUUCAGAGGGGUGAGUGGUGACGCUUUUUUCAGAGGUACCUCGUGUAUCCCCAAAGCUGUUUUCUCUCCAUUGCCGUUUCUCUUGCGUGUGCACCGUGAGUGCUGGUAGGACACGGCGCUCUGAUGUAGCAGCUGUGUCUUUAACGCCCUGAAACUCUUUUUCCCCUUUAUUAUGUAUUGGCUUGCUCUGGGAUAAUAAAAUAAUUCUGGCCUUUAAA